AUGCCUAAGGAGAAGACCACCCGCAAGACUAAGCCCCGUGUUGAGCGGAAGAAGAAGGACCCCAACGCUCCCAAGCGUGGCCUUUCCGCCUACAUGUUCUUCGCCAACGAGAACCGUGAGAAGGUUCGCGAGGAGAACCCCGGCAUCACCUUCGGUCAGGUUGGUAAGAUGCUCGGUGAGAAGUGGAAGGCUCUGAACGACAAGGACCGUGGUCCCUAUGAGGAGAAGGCCGCUGCCGACAAGAAGCGUUAUGAAGAUGAGAAGGCCAGCUACAACGCCGGAGCCGCCGCUUCGGACGAGGAGUCAUCCUAA
Molecule: messenger RNA, 312 nt
Organism: Aspergillus melleus
Lineage: Eukaryota; Fungi; Ascomycota; Eurotiomycetes; Eurotiales; Aspergillaceae
Gene: nhp6
Product: high-mobility group nucleosome-binding protein
Exons: 4
Coding region: 1-312 (103 amino acids)
Source: RefSeq, a predicted model, not a curated record